UACGUUACCGUAGACACUUUGGUGGACACGGCCCUCUCUCAAAGUUCCUGGGGGAAGAGGGAAGGAACCCGGACAAACCCAAGGAAAGGGGCCAAGAUUGUUCUCGGAGGAUAAAUACUUACCUGUAAUUCACCCCAGGGAAGAUUAUUGUCAAACCAAGUGAAAAGGGUGCUACACGGAAAACCAAGGUCUUGACUGCCCGAGAACGUCAGAAAAUAAAGAAAAUGGCGGAGCCGGACAAAUUAAACAUCGACUCUAUAAUUCAGCGUCUCUUGGAAGUCAAGGGCUCUCGACCAGGGAAGAAUGUCCAGCUGACAGAGGGUGAGAUCCGUGGCCUUUGCCUGAAGUCCCGUGAAAUCUUCUUGAGCCAGCCAAUCCUGCUCGAACUAGAGGCGCCCCUCAAAAUCUGCGGCGAUGUCCAUGGCCAGUACUAUGAUCUGCUCCGGCUGUUUGAAUAUGGAGGCUUCCCCCCAGAAAGCAACUACCUGUUCCUUGGAGACUACGUAGACAGAGGGAAGCAGUCACUGGAGACCAUCUGCCUGCUUCUAGCCUACAAGAUCAAAUAUCCAGAGAACUUUUUCCUUCUGCGGGGAAACCAUGAAUGCGCCUCUAUUAAUCGUAUCUAUGGCUUUUAUGACGAGUGUAAGCGACGGUAUAACAUUAAGCUGUGGAAGACCUUCACAGACUGCUUCAACUGUUUACCUGUGGCGGCCAUUGUAGAUGAGAAAAUCUUCUGCUGUCAUGGAGGCCUCUCUCCUGACCUCCAGUCUAUGGAGCAGAUCCGCAGAGUAAUGCGACCCACAGACGUGCCGGACCAGGGUCUGUUGUGUGACCUGCUGUGGGCCGAUCCAGACAAAGAUGUGCUUGGCUGGGGUGAAAACGACCGCGGCGUCUCCUUCACAUUUGGAGCGGAUGUGGUGGCCAAAUUUUUGCACAAACAUGACAUGGACCUAAUAUGCAGGGCGCAUCAGGUGGUAGAAGAUGGUUAUGAGUUUUUCGCAAAGAGGCAGCUCGUCACCUUAUUCUCGGCUCCCAACUACUGUGGAGAGUUUGACAAUGCCGGCGCCAUGAUGAGUGUGGAUGAAACACUCAUGUGCUCCUUCCAGAUUCUGAAGCCAGCCGAUAAGAAAUUGUAUCCUUAUGGCGGAGGAGGAGGAAUGGGAUCUGGGAGACCGGUCACCCCGCCGCGAAAUUCAGCCAAGGCUGCCAAGGCCAAGAAAUAACAGCCGCUGGAUCCCCCUCCCUCAACCUGCCACCCUGCUGUCUACCCAACUCUUCUUUCCUCUACCUCCCAAACUUGUUCUCCCUCGUCACCAAACGGCAACAAAGCAGACAAGUGUCCAGGGUUCAAUCAUGUUUUUUCUCUCUGAAACAAACUGUUGGUUUGGCUGUUUGCGUGCACUCUUUUGUGUGAGUGUUUAAUCAAAAAAAGUGAGAAUGAUACAGAGGGAAAUGCUGUAUUCUGUAUGUAUGUUUUUUUUCUUUCUUCCUCUUAUUCCUCUGUUCAUUUUUCCUUGUCAUUUUGUAGAGCUGGGUUCUUCUUCCCGCUCUGUGAUGUAUAUUCAAACCUGGGGGCAGUGGAGGAGGGAAGGGGGCAAAGAGAAAGAGGAGCCUUAGCUGUUUAUGUUAAGGCCCCGCACUGUUUAAUGCUAAACACAAGCUUUUGUACAUCCUGUUUCAGAGGUUUGUGUAUGUCUGUGUGAUGGGUGGGGGGGGGGGGAUCAAGUUGCACACUCAAAUGGUAACUGCACAUACCACACACUGGGUGCACAGGUGGACAUAUGUGCAGGUGAACCCUUGAAUGAAAUGGAUUCACAUGAAAUAAUACUUUUUUUUCUUCUCUUCCCUUUUUCAAAAACCAAUGAUUUGAGAACGCAGACAUGGAUGUGAAAUAGUUUUGCUUCUUCCAUUUCUUUUUUGUAGAUACAUGAAACCUACAUGGUUGAUUUCUUUCUUUUUGUUCUUGUUUUUAGUUCACUGAAAUUACAAGAUGAAUAAAAUAACCAUUUAUUUGAAUUAUGCCAUCACGCCGCUCACUCUGUUUGCCGUUGCUUUCGUGUUUGUCAGCAACCUUUGCCAUCAAGCAUAGUGGCUGCGCUUGUCAUUGAGUGUGGUAGCUUAAUCUGACAAUACAGCAGCUUAAAGAGAUGUCUUAUGAAUAGGACCCACUCAAAUAUAGACACUGAAAAGUAUCAUUUUAGUCCAGUUUAGUUUAUAGUUCUAACAAAGGGUAAUUUCACAUGGUUCUUUAGUGUAAUCUACUCAAAGAUGUAGGACAGAACAGGUGGUCUUAGAACCAGAUGUUGCCUGUUUUUAUCACAAUACUUUGAACUAGAAUCUUGACUAUGAUUAUGGAGAACACGUGGUUAAUAAUCUUCAGCGGGAGGACUAGGAAGUUAAUAUUUUCUGGCUUUUAAGCCGUAUUAAACUUUUACAACAGCAUACUCAAGAUACCUGAGCUGAAAGUGGAUAGAAGGUUCUCCCCAUAGUCCCAGGGCGAGGAGAUAGUGAAUCAUUGUCCAAGUGCUCUAGUCAAGAAGAGCAUCAUACAAAUAAAGAUUGGGUUUCUUUUUAUUUGAACCCACUGAAUGAGGCUAGAACUGGGAACAUAAGCCCUGAAGGCAGCAGAGUUUGGACGGAACUAUUAUACUUUUUAUUUCUAAAAAGAGUUGCAGAUGACCCUUUAAACUUAAUAGGGAAUAAUAUUAAGUAAAUGUUUCACUAUUAAAGUUCCCAAAGCAAUAAUAUACAGAAAAUCCAAAAUAAAUCUAGAUGACAUUUUUUGUCGGCAACAUCAGGUAAUAACCAGGAGAACAGCUACUGUACAUGCAUUAGUAAAUCAUUUUUAAUGCUUAUUAGAUUGUGCUUUGUGAACAUUUUUUGCGAUAAUAUGGAAGUGCUUGCAUUGCUUGUGACGGCAGUCAUCAUCUUUGAGUUGCUUUCUUUUUGCAGCUUGUUGUUGGAAAAAGCAUAAAGACCCAUAGACAGAAUAAAUUAAAUACUUAAGAAAUGAAUCAAAGUGGACACUGUGACAACUGUCACCCCCAAACAACGCAGCCAACCUAAAUUCAGACUCAAAAAUACAUUUUUUUCUUAUUGAAACAGGAUUUAAAAAAUACAUUCCGUCGUGUACAGAAUAAUGCCAUAAGCAGGCCAUUUUGCUUUCCUUUUUCUGUGCAUUAAGUUGGCAUACAGGUUGUCCCCAUUGAAAGCAUUCCAUAGUUCAGCGCUGGCUGUUGCAACUGGUGAAAAUAUUAAUUUAUACAGUGUUUCAGGGUGUCUCACUGCCCAUUUCUAAUGAACCAAACACAGUUUUCCUCCAUUACAUAUAUAGUUUGUCUGGUUUUAUUUGUCUGCUGUCUGUCCUCAUUCCUCUGUCCAAGUGUGAGCACAUGCCACAGCAGCGUUCCAGAUUGCAGAGGCCGUAAACAUUGUCAAGUUGAGUGCAAGGCAUACGCACAUACGCAAGCAGAGGGUGGGGAAGCUGUUUUUCAGCUGUCUGCCUGCCCCAUACAAUAAGACCAACUCAGGAAGUGAAAUUUAAAAUAAAAUGAAUGGUAUGAGGAAAUCUUAUUUUGUAUUCAAAUAGUAAGUAAUAACAUUCAUAUUUACCAGUCGGAUGACUUGUCGUUUAUGUUCAAUUUAAAUAAGUUGAGCCCAACUGUGGCGUGGUGAGUCCAUUAGGGAACAAUGUUCACAGUGAUUUGUUAGUUUAAAGGUCAUUUUGAUUUGUUAAUAAUACAGGCCCGCCUUUUGUAAAUACAGUUGAUAUGAUUGUCUAACGGAUCUGAAAAUGUACAGAAAUAUCUGACGGUAAAAUAUUUUAGAAUAAUAGGAAAUGAAGGCAUGGGUGUUAUAAUUUUGUGGAGAACGUCUCCAAUGGAGAGAUUGUGUCUUCAACAAUGAGGAGACUCCUUUAAGAGAAAAUAGUGAAACACUGUUGAAUUGUACAUUUCAGUCUUCUGAAAAAAUUGUCCAAAAAUGGCCACUAUAAUUCCCAUUUUCAAAGCUGUACAAACCUCUGCUUAAAGCAUUGUUACUCUAUGUUUAAUGUUGGUAUUUCCACAAAAUUAUCUGGUCUUUAACUACUUUUUCGUUCAUUAAUUUUACUCAAUUCAAUGCUAAAUACCGCAAGCUUAUUAGUGUAGGAUUUUUUUAAUCAAUCAGGGAUGUUUUGCACCAUGCACUGUUGCUAGGUAGAUAUUAUAAUGAGGGAAAAGAAACAAUAGAAAUUAACAGUAUUUUUUAUUUGAAUCACAAGUUGUGUCUGUUACAAGGUAAAAAUAAAACAUAGAAUUUG
This is a messenger RNA of Notothenia coriiceps (black rockcod), 4300 nucleotides long. RefSeq names its product protein phosphatase 1, catalytic subunit, alpha isozyme a (gene ppp1caa). The transcript is spliced from 8 exons. Gene Ontology annotation, molecular function: protein serine/threonine phosphatase activity. The record is from RefSeq and is a predicted model, not a curated record. The coding region runs from base 225 to 1223 and encodes 332 amino acids. Gene Ontology annotation, cellular component: cytoplasm; nucleus. Lineage: Eukaryota; Metazoa; Chordata; Actinopteri; Perciformes; Nototheniidae.